CUGCCACCUCUACUUCUGACUCACUAGGCGGCUUUUUAUAAAAACAACAAAGAAUCUCAGCCGCCUGUUCACAAUUGAAACGCCAAACUGUGACUCAGACCAGAAACUCCUCCGUUGUGCACAAUUAGCUUUCGUCGAGCAAAGAAACUCCCUGAAACAAAUCAAAAAUGGCUGAUCCGCGCAUCCGCCAGUUGGUAAUCAAGACGGGAGUCGUCAAGCGCCUGGCCAAGGAGAAGUCCGUUUACGAGAAGGAGGUCCUGACUGAAAAAGCCAGGAUGGAGAAGUUCAGGGGCGAGGGGGCCGACGACCACGUGCUGCGCAAGCAGGAGGAAGUCAUCGCCGAAUGCGAGAUGAUGAUCCCCGACUCCAAGAGGAGGCUGCAGAAGGAGUUUGAGGUCUUGAAGAAGUAUCUGGAUGACGAGCAGGAUCUGAAGGAGAAGGAGGAAUACACCAAGGCAGCAGAUGUCCUUGCAGAGGCAAAGACGGUCCUAGAAACCUAAGAACAAAGCGCUAGCCGCGCACAUUCCCCUGGAGACCUCAAGCUGUCGAGCGGCCUCUUAUCACUAAGUAUUUGCAGCCUGUAGCAUUUAAUACCUCAUUUCGGACGGAUUUAUAAUACAACAAAUUAACAUUCAAAACAAA
This is a messenger RNA of Drosophila kikkawai, 642 nucleotides long. RefSeq names its product Tubulin binding cofactor A. Lineage: Eukaryota; Metazoa; Arthropoda; Insecta; Diptera; Drosophilidae. Gene Ontology annotation, biological process: post-chaperonin tubulin folding pathway; tubulin complex assembly. Gene Ontology annotation, molecular function: beta-tubulin binding. Gene Ontology annotation, cellular component: cytosol; microtubule cytoskeleton. The record is from RefSeq and is a predicted model, not a curated record.